This is a messenger RNA of Dichomitus squalens LYAD-421 SS1, 1695 nucleotides long. RefSeq lists its product as uncharacterized. The record is from RefSeq and is a predicted model, not a curated record. Bases 1 to 1482 code for a protein of 493 amino acids. Gene Ontology annotation, biological process: protein insertion into mitochondrial outer membrane. The transcript has 7 exons. Gene Ontology annotation, cellular component: SAM complex; outer membrane. Lineage: Eukaryota; Fungi; Basidiomycota; Agaricomycetes; Polyporales; Polyporaceae.
AUGGCCGACGCGGAGCCCACGACUCCCCCUCUGCAACCCCCUCUCCACGACACGUCCGCGCCGCGCGACAGGGAGCCGGAUGCCGCCGACAUAGAGAAAUACAGGAAGUGGUGGGAGGAGCGCAAGCUCAGGAAGCUGCGCGGUCAGUACGAGAGCGCGCUCGUCCAGCUGUCGCACCUGGUCAACGAGAACCUCUCAGCCCCUCUCAACAUCGCGUCGGUGCGCGUACGCGGCGCCGUCCGGACACGCGAAUCCUUCCUCGGCUCUCUCAUCGACCCUUACCUUGUGCCCUCUCCGGAUGAGCCGCAGACCUUGAGCACCGUACUGCGCAAGACGAAGGAGAUGAAGAGCUUGCUGGAGGAGACCGACCUGUUCAGCCAAGUUGAGGCCGUCAUCGACCGGAGUCGCGACGCGCUCGCCAAUCCGGACGACGUCGACGUGGUUUUCCUCACGAGGGAGAAGGGGAGGUACUUCCUGAAUACGAGUACGCAAGUUGGGAACAACGAGGGCGGAGCGAGCGCAACAUGUCGCGUGCGCAACGCGUUCGGUGGUGCGGAGACGUUCGAGGCCAACGUCGCGUUCGCAACGAAGACGCGGAUGUCGUUCAACGCGUCGCUAUCAAAACCGCUCACCUCAAAUCUCAAAAGGCGCGGAGAGGUGGCCGUGUUCGGGAUGGAGCGCGACAACUCGAGCUUCGCGAGCAGCUCGGAAGGUGUGCGCGGUCUCCGGGCAGUCGUCAGGACAGGGACGCUCCCAACGGGCUCGCACGAGUUUGGCUACGAAGCCGUCCUGCGGCACAUCAGCAACCUCGCGCCUUCGGCAUCGGUUAGCAUGCGCGAAGCCGCCGGCCAGUCAGUCAAGUCCUCCGUCUACCACGCCUGGACCAGGGACACGCGCGAUGACAAGAUAAUCGGCACGCGCGGCUCGUACGCAAAGCUCUUCCAAGAGCUGGCCGGUGCGGGAGGCGACGCCUCGUUUUACAAAGCGGAGGCACACGGGCAGCUUGCGCGCUCAAUAUCCCCUGGGGUGACGCUAUCGUUGGCCGCGCGGACGGGCGCGCUGUGGAACUUCGGGGCGAAGUCGUACUUUUCUGACCGCUUUCAGUUAGGCGGGCCUGUGAACGUGCGGAUGUUCCGCAUGAACGGUAUGGGCCCUCACGACGGCGUGGACUCGCUCGGUGGGAACCUGUACUGGUCAGCAGGCGUUAGCCUGAUCUCAGAUAUACCCCGCAAGCCACACUGGCCUGUAAAAACACAUCUCUUUCUCAACGCAGGGCGACUUGACGUCAUGGACAAGUCUCGUCCAUUAAUCGAUAACGUGAUCUCGAGUAUAUCCAAGCCGUCUAUAUCGGCCGGCCUCGGUCUCGUGUACAAACUAGAUCCUAUCCGUGUAGAGGUCAACUUUGGUGUUCCGCUCGUGGCCAGCAAGAGCGACGGGUUGCGCAAGGGUUUCCAGGUCGGCAUUGGCCUGGAAUUCCUGUGAUAGUCGGUACGGUUUACAUUGAAUAUACCAUUCUUUGAUGUCGACAUCAGCCACUCGACUGAGCAAAGUCGAUUGUGUCCGGUUACCAUAUCGACGUCAGCCACAGACUCUGCUUUGGCUUCCAUGAAGUAUCCUUUGGUGAAGCAUAUAUUAAAUCCUCGUCGGUGACCGCUAGGGCGCCAGCUUCACUCUUCCUGAUAUUUGACAGACGCG